CCCAAGAAGGCAAUACAGAACACUGUCCCUUUCGAGCUGGCUUAUAAGGUAGUCAUGUUGACACAAUGAAUGUGAAUAUCCGGGGAAACUGCACUAACAUGCACUGCUCUGCUGCCUACAUGAAUUAAUUGGGUAGGGCUCCAACUGCAAACAAAGCAAAGCAGGACAAGAAAGGUUCCUGAAAAUGUACAAAGACACGAGGGCGUCCUAAAAAAAUUCAGCUGUCAUGGAAGAUGUUGAUGUCCCGGCCACCUAAAGCUCCAUCUCUCCACCCUCUCUCGGGGAAAGACCAGUCACUUUUGGCCAGCAUUUCUGGCUAUGCGCUGUUGUGCAUGUUUAUUCCAGCAAAGCCUGCAGUGCUCUCCAUCCAAGAUGGCUGCGGGUGAGAGCAACAGCCGUUCCUCGUGUUUAAACCUGUCCACCCCGGGCCCGCUGGGAAACGCCCAGGCGAGCAACGGAGUCCACUCGGCCCCGGCGGGCAAUGCGGGGUCUGGGGCCGCCGCCGGAGGGCUGAACAGGACCACAGGGAGCACUAACCCACAGCCAGGCCUGGACAGCGACGUCGCGGUGAGGGCCACGCCGAGCGCGCAGCACCAGGCUCGGCAGGCGGCCGGCCAGAGCGCCGCCGUGGCGGCAGCAGCAGCUAACGUAGAAUCUCCGGGAGGCUCCGCGUCCAACAUGACGACCUCUUCGUCGGCUUGCUCGGCGGAUACGGCCGCCAUCUCUUCAUCGCUGCCCGGGAGCCCGGCCUCCGUGCUGGUGUACCGGGAGCCCGUUUACAACUGGCAGGCGACGAAAAGCACGGUGAAGGAAAGGUUCGCGUUUCUCUUUAACAACGAGGUGCUAAGCGACGUCCAUUUUUUGGUUGGGAAGGGGAUGGGUGUGCAGCGCAUUCCUGCACACAGAUUUGCUCUCGCCGUCGGGAGCGCUGUGUUCGACGCCAUGUUCAACGGAGGCAUGGCCACAACAUCGACAGAAAUUGAGCUGCCAGAUGUGGAACCGGCUGCUUUUCUGGCUCUCCUCAAGUUUCUAUACUCCGAUGAGGUGCAGAUUGGCCCUGAGACAGUAAUGACUACAUUAUACACUGCAAAGAAGUACGCAGUGCCUGCGCUUGAGGCGCACUGUGUGGAGUUCCUGAAGAAAAACCUACGUGCUGACAACGCUUUUAUGUUGCUUACCCAGGCACGGCUGUUUGAUGAGCCGCAGCUUGCCAGUCUCUGCCUGGAGAAUAUAGACAAGAACACUGCGGAUGCGCUUGCUGCUGAGGGAUUCACAGACAUUGACCUUGAUACGCUGAUGGCUGUGUUGGAGAGGGACACACUUGGGGUGCGAGAGGUGCGUCUGUUUGGGGCUGCAGUGCGCUGGGCGGAGGCCGAGACACAGAGGCAGCAACUGCAGCCCACUCCGGAGAACAAAAGGCGGGUGCUGGGUAAAGCCCUCGGCCUCAUUCGCUUCCCACUGAUGACCAUAGAGGAGUUUGCAGCAGGUCCAGCUCAGUCGGGUAUACUCACGGACCGGGAGGUGGUCAGCCUCUUCCUGCACUUCACUGUCAACCCCAAACCCCAUGUGGAGUUCAUCGACCGCCCACGCUGCUGUCUACGAGGGAAGGAGUGUAGCAUCACACGCUUUGGCCAGGUGGAGAGCCGCUGGGGAUACAGUGGGACCAGUGAUCGCAUCCGGUUUUCUGUGAAUCGCAGAAUAUUUGUGGUGGGAUUUGGGCUCUAUGGCUCCAUACAUGGUCCAACUGACUAUCAGGUCAACAUCCAGAUCAUCCACACGGACAGCAACACAGUGUUGGGACAGAAUGACACAGGCUUCAGCUGUGAUGGUACAGCUAAUACCUUCCGAGUGAUGUUCAAGGAGCCUGUGGAAAUACUACCCAGUGUCAACUACAUAGCCUGUGCAACACUUAAGGGACCGGACUCCCACUAUGGGACAAAGGGCAUGCGCAAAGUCACUCAUGAAGCCCCGGCCACAGGCACCAAGACCUGCUUCACCUUCUGUUACGCUGCAGGCAACAACAAUGGCACUUCAGUAGAGGACGGACAAAUUCCAGAGGUCAUCUUCUACACAUAAUGAUGGACCUCUGUUAGUUUAAAUUGUGUGGCCUCCUUCGCUACAUAUUAUUACCGAUUCCCUGAACUUUUCUGGUCUAACUGCAGAUCAGUGACCAAAUAAUGAUCUCUUAUCAUGAUGUUUUCAUUUUUUUGUUGCCAUAUGGUAAGAGCAUGAGAAAUCUAUCAAGUGUCCAGGUGUCCAGGGCACAACUUUGUUUUUUCUACUUGUGUAGCACCACAUAGUGUAAGCCUGAAGUUACAACCAACUAGUGAUCACUUGGGGAAUAACAGAAAUCUCUCAACAGCUGUUGAUAGUUAAUCUAUAGAUCAGGCCUAAUUCAUGCGAAGCUGGCACAGCUCGAUUUUUAUUCUGUUAAUGGCAACAUUGUUUAAUUUGUCAGUUUAGUUUAGUGUUGCUGAAUGGUUUGCAACUGGGUCCAACUUUUGACUGAUAGGUAAAAUGCUCAUUGCUUUGGAGUUGCACUGAUGCACUUUUGACCCAGACGCAACUGCAAAUUGUACAAUGUUUGGGGGGAAAAUACACUACAAUUGUGUGGAACACAGACUGUUACAUGUUUUCUGACACAUAAAAUUUGAUUUGUCAUGUGUAAAAGUAGGUAAUGUUUACAAUGAAUGCUGUUUAACCAUAGUUGCCCUCUUCAUAACGGAGCCAAAUUCCUAGUAGUGCACUUCAAUUCUAAACACCAUUGUUGAAGAGAAGCUCUAUUCUUGAGUGAAGAAGUACUGAACACCUUUCUAUAAUUCUAGUUUACUGUUUCUAUCUGGAGAAAAAUAGAUGAUAAAAUUUGGAGGAUGAUCACAGAACAACUUAUUGAAUGUAAAACUAUUUGCCAAUCUGUAUAUUGCUUAUAAAAUUUCAGUUUCACCAAUGCUUAUUGUAAAAGUGCUGUAAAUAUAUCCAUGUUCUGUAUGUUCAAUUAAAGUCUGUGCACUUA
This is a messenger RNA of Colossoma macropomum (tambaqui), 3013 nucleotides long. RefSeq names its product BTB (POZ) domain containing 2a (gene btbd2a). Gene Ontology annotation, biological process: neurogenesis. NCBI's taxonomy places the organism in Eukaryota, Metazoa, Chordata, Actinopteri, Characiformes, Serrasalmidae. The coding region runs from base 319 to 2076 and encodes 585 amino acids. The record is from RefSeq and is a predicted model, not a curated record. Gene Ontology annotation, cellular component: cytosol; P-body. Gene Ontology annotation, molecular function: protein binding. The transcript has 9 exons.